Molecule: messenger RNA, 3926 nt
Organism: Gadus macrocephalus (Pacific cod)
Lineage: Eukaryota; Metazoa; Chordata; Actinopteri; Gadiformes; Gadidae
Gene: haus3
Product: HAUS augmin-like complex, subunit 3
Exons: 5
Coding region: 170-2215 (681 amino acids)
Biological process (GO): spindle assembly; centrosome cycle
Cellular component (GO): centrosome; HAUS complex; mitotic spindle
Source: RefSeq, a predicted model, not a curated record
AGGUCCCGCAGUGACGUCAGACGCAACGUUGUUGCGUAUUACGUAAACGUUAUUUUGGAUGAUAGCGCGCGCAACACCAAAUACAUAAACGACAAGCAAAAGUUUGGGCUCCUCUCGAAACAGCCUGCAAUUUUUGAAUUGGCAGAGGUUUGCAUCCGGCUGAGGCACCAUGCUAGACGGCGGUCAGUUUGUGGAGGCGCUUGGUCGCCUGGGUUACCCCGGCGCGACGUCGCUCAAGGGCUCGUCGUUCGACUGGCUGUUCGACUGCGCCCCGGAGAACCUGCACUUCUUACGCUUCGUCUGCCGCACUCUCGGCAGAGCCAACGUCUUAGCGCCAGAGGAGGCUCGCGCCUUCCGUGAGCUUCAAAAGUCGGGGAAGCCCUUACUGGACGAGGCGGCUCUUGGACAGGUCCUCAAGACCGUUGGGCCCGCCGACGGGAGCAACGCGUCACAGACCUGGUUCGUGACGGGGGAGAACGACGCCAGUGUGGAGGAGCUGGAGGCCAAGCUACAGGCGCUGCAGCGGGAGAAGGUUCUGAAGCAGCGUCGCCACAGCAAGCUCCAGGUCCUGGCCACGGCCCGGGGAGACGCCGGCCUGCGGCUCUCGGCCGAGCAGGAGAGGGCGUCCGCCCUGCUGAAGGAGGGCAUGGCCGCCAUGGGGGCUGAGAACGCCAACGCCAACGCUCUUUUGGAGAACCUCACAGAGGAGGUGGGAAGGCUGGCCUCGUACCUCCCGGCUCAACCGGAAGUCCCCCCGGGAAAGAAAUCCGGGGUCGCCGUUGCUCCCACCCCCGCUGGGCCAAAGGGAGCCGCGCCCCGCCGCUUCCAGCUGAUCUCCCAGCUGUCCCUGGAUCCCUACCUGCACCAGGAGGAGCUCAACACCAAAACACUGUCCGCCUUCACCCAGAAGCAGUUCUUCAGGGGGAUCUCCGACAUGGUGGAGAACUGCUCGGACGGCUGCCGGCUGCUGGACCUCAGCUCCUGCGAUGGGAGAGAAGGGGAGGAGGAGGAGGCGGAGGAGGAGGAGGAGGAGAAGGAGAAUGAGGAGGGAGGUGGCGGCGAUGCGGUGGAGCGGCGUAGGACCGAGAUGGCCAGGCUGCAGUGGGCCUUCAUCGUGGGCCAGCAUCAGCUGCUGCAGGCCACAGCCGAGGAGCACAGCCUCAAGGCCGGGCUGGCCUGGCUCUCAGAGACAGGCUCACGGGCCAAGAGCAUGCUGGCCUCCUCGUCGCUGGCGGUGCGCGAGGCGGUGUCCCGGCGGCAGCUGCAGGCGGUGGAGGCGGAGCUGGAGGCGCUGGUCCGCGGGCGGCUGCCCGGCGUGCUGCGGGAGGCGUCCCGGCUGCUCAACGUGCCCGUGGUGAGGGGGGACCUGGCCCUGCAGCUGGCCCGCCAGGACUACUACACCUCCAGGCAGGACCAGGUGCGUGACUACCUGCUCCGCCAGAAGUCUCUGUUUGACCUGCUCCUGCUGGCCCUGGAGGUGGAGCUCAGAGGGUGGAGGACGGCGCUGAAGCAGCUGGGGGACACCCGGCACCGGCUGUCCCUGGAGAGCGAGCAGGCGGCGCUCAGGGCCGACGCCCUGGCCCAGCCAGAGCUGGUCCCCAACCCCAGGCCCAGCCCCAUCAUCAGCUGCCAGGACGCCAGCUUCAGCAGACUGCUGCAGGUCCUGGAGGGCUCCAGGUGCGGUGCGGGCCAGGGCCCAGCGGAGCCCUUCCGGACCCACGAGGCCCUGGACCAGGCGGCGCUGGACCUGUCCGCCGACCUCCAGGCGGCCCGGGAGGCGCUGGCCGGGGCGGCCCGCCAGCAGGGCUACACGGCGGCCCGUCUGCAGGGCGACUGUGAGGCGCUGCACCGCGCCACCUACACGGAGCUCCAGCAGCUGGUGCUGGAGCCGCAGGUAUGUCCCACGGCCGGGGCCGGCCAGGAGCUGCUCUGCCCCAAUGCACAGGUGGGUGUCCCUCUCACUGUCUCCCUCACUCACUCCCUCACUCACUCACUCACUCACUCACUCACUCACUCACUCACUCACUCACUCACUCACUCACUCACUCACUCACUCACUCGCUCACUUCUCUCAGGGCUGUGGCAGUGUUCUGCUUUGUACAACCCGAGGUUAGAUGGAAGGAUGGGUAAGUUGGGCUGCCAAUGCUUUGCUGGCCCGAUCCCCUACUUCAUUGUAGAUGUGUUUUUGCUGUGUUUUUUAAGUGUGGACUGCUGAAUUAUUUCUACGGUGUUCUAUGUUUCAUCCCCCGCGCUGCUUAACGGCCCAGCAGCAACUGCAGAAGCACAUUUGACAUCAGGGUUUUUAAAGUUAAGUGAGCUCCGGCCUCAGCUUGAAAUCAAACACUUUACCUGUAAAACGUGAAUUUUGGGUGGAGAGUUAGGAAGGGGGACGAGUUCUCCCCAGUUCUCUCCCUUUUCCACUUUUAAGCUUUUACAAGCCGUUGAGUACGAGUGUUAAAAGGCCUGAUUUGAUAUGAAAUGUGACAAACACUGUGUCAAAUGUGUCUGAGAAGCUUAACCCUCUCUGAUGCCACGAUCAACAUGGACCGCUCCCAAGUCGGAGCACACACAUUCUGAAACACACCGUGCGUGUCUUUACUAUAUGCAUAAUAGUUUAAUUUGAACGGUAAUGGUAAAAAAAAAUCCUUGUAAAAUGCAAAACACAGAUGAUUGGGAAAAUCCUGUUUUAAAGAAAAUUCCAAUUUAUGAGGGGAUAUUGAGUUAAAGUGGCAUUUUAAAAAACGUACCAUAAACAGCUACUUGUAGUGAGGUCUUCCAAUAAAGCAUAGUUUCUACGCCUCGUUCUUUUUAUGCUCGGUUCAUAGUGAGAUUUAUAAGGCAUUUUGAAUAAGCUAGGAAUAGCGUGACUCAACCUUUUACUCACCAUCUCUACUGACGUCAUUGCUACAGUGCAAUGCAACAUGGCGUGAGUGAACAUGUGUUAUUACAAUCAAUAUUGGGUGAGUGGGAACUGGUGGCACGGUGGAGGAAAAGGAUUACCAAGCAAUGUUUCACACCGAACAAGUUAAAUGUGUUUUCAUGUAAUGGACACCCAAUAACACACACUCGUGCCCUGGAUUUUAUGGUUUCUUGUGCUCCUUUUUUGGGGGGAUUCUCUUCUUCAAUGGCAUUAUUUAGCUCAUUUAUAAAGACACGAUGUUGGGUGUGUGAGCACUGCAUGCUGUAUGGGCAAGAGUAUAUUUGGUAACCCAUUUGCAUUGUGAGAAUUCUCCAACAUCAGGUAAUUAUUGAGAAAGCCUCAACCCCAUCAUAGAAAGAUAAUGUCUCAUUUCUCCAUACUUAUUUAUUGUAAAUGGUCUGGAACCAAGUUCAAGUUAAAAAACCCACUUUGUUAUGAGGUCUUGGACACCCAAGACCUCCGGCGUUUAGAUCCCCAAUGUCCUAGUCCUGGACCCCACCUUCGCCCUAAAGGCCUUUUUAAUCUGUCUUCAUUGUGUCACUUUGACUAAAAGUAUUUCCUAAUUCGUUAGCCUCAUAGCAUAGUUGCCUAAGUCAUAUUUUGGCCAUAUUGUGUUAUCUAACCUAACUCUACUCUCUUAACGCUGCUGAUUCACUGUGCCUCAGUGGCUAUAUCCUCAGCCAAUCAGAGUGCUUUUUACAUUCCAUAAUCACAAUCUGCCCAAGUCCUCUAUUUGACCUAGGCAUCUCUGAUGCUGAACACAAGAUGAACCUUCGAAUACGACUUUGAGGCAGUGAUGCUGCCAGGCUAACGAAAUACAAGUAAGCAUCAGAAGUCCCCCGCUGAGCUCCGGCCUUCGCCCUCUGCAGGAGCUGAGCCUCAACCUGGCGGACGCCGAGUCCCAGCUCCAGCGGCUGCAGCGGCUGAUGCAGGACAUCAUGGGCGAGGUGAGAGCCAAGCGCUCCCAGCUGGAGCGCAGCGCCGCCCUCAGGCGGGAGAGGGACCU